Molecule: messenger RNA, 5160 nt
Organism: Nycticebus coucang (slow loris)
Lineage: Eukaryota; Metazoa; Chordata; Mammalia; Primates; Lorisidae
Product: zinc finger protein 724-like
Exons: 4
Coding region: 144-2279 (711 amino acids)
Biological process (GO): regulation of DNA-templated transcription
Source: RefSeq, a predicted model, not a curated record
UCUUGAGCCCGGCUGUCUCUAGAGCUGGGCGCAGAUCUGGGGUUCCCUGUUCAACUGUUGCUACUUCAGGAGCAUCCAGGUGUCUGUGCAACAUCCUUUCACCCUGUGACCUGCAGGUACUGGGGCAUCCCUGAAGCUGGGAAAUGGAACUGUUGACAUUCAAGGACGUGUCUAUAGAGUUCUCUAUGGAUGAAUGGGCCUGCCUGGACCCUGCUCAGCAGACUUUGUAUUGGGACGUCAUGUUGGAGAACUACGGACACCUGGUCUUCCUAGGUCUUACUCUAUCUAAGCCCGACUUCAUUGCCUGUCUGGAGCAAAGCAAAGAACCCUGGAAGUUGAAGACACACCAGACAGUAGUCAAGCCCCCAGGUAUAUCUAACCAUCCUGACCAAGACCAUUGGCAAGAUUUGGACACAAAUACUUUAUUCCCAGACAUAAUCCUGAGAAGAUAUCAAAGUUGUGCCCCUGACAAUUUAAACUUAACAAAAGACUGGGCAAGUGUGUCUGACUGUAAGCAGCAGAAAGUAUGUGACAGUGAACUUGACCACUGUUUAACGGCUACCCAUACCAUAAUCUUCCAAUGUAGUAAAUGUUUAAAAGUCUUCACACAAUUGUCAAAUCUAAAUAGACAUAAGGUGAUAUGUUCCAUAUGCAAAACAUUUCACUGUAUAAAGGAUGGGAAAGCCUCUAACCCAUGUUCACAUGAGAUAAUUCAUAUUGCAGAAAAACAGUACAAAUGUAAAGAAGGUAGCAAAGUCUUCAAAUCUGACUCAAGCCUGUCUAAGCAUAAGAGACCUCAUACUGGAGAGAAACUCUUCAAGUGUGAAAAUGAUAGCAAAUGUCUUGGCCACAGAUCACAAUAUUGUAACCAUGAGACUAUUGAUAGUGGAGGAAAACCCUACAACUAUAAAGACUGUGACAAACUUACCAAGGAGUACUCACACCUUUCUGGACAUAAAAGAACUCAAUCAGGAGAGAAACCCUGCAAAUGUCAAGAAUAUGGAAAAGGCUUUAACAGUUGUUUAACACUUUCUGUACAUAAAAGAAUUCAUUCUGGAGAGAAACCCUACAUAUGUCAAAAAUGUGGUAAAGCUUUUAACCGGUACUCACAGCUUUCUAAACAUCAAAGAAUUCAUUUUGGAGAGAAGCCCUACAAAUGUCAACAAUGUGGCAAAGCCUUUAACCAGUACUCAUACCUUUCUAGACAUCAGAGAAUUCAUUCUGGAGAGAAACCCUACAAAUGUCAACAGUGUGACAAAGCAUUUAACCAGUACUCAAACCUUUCUAGACAUCAAAGAAUUCAUUCUGGAGAGAAACCCUACAAAUGUCAACAAUGUGGCAAGACCUUUCACUAUUACUCAGGUCUUUCAGUACAUAAAAGAAUUCAUUCUGGAGAGAAACCUUACAAGUGUCAACAAUGUGGCAAAGCCUUUACUGUUAGUUCAACCCUUACUAAACAUAAAAGAAUUCAUUCUGGAGAGAAACCCUAUAAAUGUCAACAAUGUGCCAAAGCCUUUAGCCAGUACUCACAUCUUUCUAGACAUCAAAUAAUUCACUCUGGAGUGAAACCCUACAUUUGUCAACAAUGUGGCAAAGCCUUUAACCAAUAUUCAGCCCUUUCUGUACAUCAAAGUUCUCAUUCUGGAGAGAAACCCUACAAAUGUCAACAAUGUGGCAAAGCCUUUCACCAUUACUCUGGCCUUUCUCUACAUAAAAGAAUUCAUUCUGGAGAGAAACCUUACAAAUGUCAACAAUGUGGCAAAGCCUUUCACUAUUACUCAGGCCUUUCAGUACAUAAAAGAAUUCAUUCUGGAGAGAAACCUUACAAAUGUCAACAAUGUGGCAAAGCCUUUGCUGUUAGUUCAACCCUUACUAAUCACCAAAGAAUUCAUUCUGGAGAGAAACCCUACAAAUGUCAACAAUGUGGCAAAACCUUUCACUAUUAUUCAGGCCUUUCAGUACAUAAAAGAAUUCAUUCUGGAGAGAAACCUUACAAAUGUCAACAAUGUGGCAAAGCCUUUACGAUUAGUUCAUCCCUUACUAAUCAUGAAAGAAUUCAUUCUGGAGAGAAACCCUACAAAUGUCAGCAAUGUGGUAAAGCCUUUAAGCAGGACUCACAUCUUUCUAAACAUCAAAGAAUUCAUUCUGGAAUGAAACCCUACAUUUGUCAACAAUGUGGCAAAGCCUUUAACCAAUAUCCAGGCCUUUCUGUACAUCAAAGUUUUCAUUCUGGAGAGAAACCCUACAAAUGUCAACAAUGUGGAAAAGCUUUUAACUGAUACUCACACCUUUCUGAACAUCAACUAAUUCACUCUGCAGAGAAGCCCUACAAAUGUAAGCAAUGUGACAGAGCCUUUAAUCUUAGUUCAACCCUUAAUAAACAUCAAAAAAAUUCCUUCUAGAGAGAAGCCCUACAAAUGUCAACAAUGUGGUAAAACCUUUAAUCCUAGUUCAAAGCUUACUAAUCAUCAAAGAAUUCAUUCUGGAGAGAAACCCUACAAAUGUCAGCAAUGUGGCAAAGCCUUUCACCAGUCCACACACCUUUCUCAACAUCAAAAAAUUCAUUCUGGAGAAAAACACUACAAAUGUCAACAAUGUGGCAAAGCCUUUACUGUUAGUUCAACCCUUACUAAUCACCAAAGAAUUCGUUCUGGAGAAAAACCCUACAAAGGUCAAUUAUGUAGUAAAGCCUUAACCAAUACUCAGGCCUUUCUGUACAUAAAAGAAGUCAUUCUGAAGAGAAACCUUACAAAUGUCAACAGUGUGACCAAGCCUUUAACCAGUACUCACACCUUUCUGAAAAUCAGCGUAUUCAUUCUGGAGAGAAGCCCUACAAAUGUCAACAAUGUGGUAAAACCUUUAAUCUUGGGCGGCACCUGUGGCUCAGUGAGUAGGGCGCUGGUCCCAUAUGCCGAGGGUGGCGGGUUCAAGCCCAGCCCUGGCCAAACUGCAACACACAAAGAAAAAAAAAACCUUUAAUCUUAGUUCAAACCUUACUAAUCAUCAAAGAAUUCAUUCUGGAGACAAACUCUACAAAUGCCAAGAAUGUGGCAAUGCCUUUAACCAGUACUCACACUUUUCUUGACAUCAAAGAAUUAAUUCUGGAGAGAAACCCUACAUAUGUUAACAAUGUGGCAAAGGCUUUACUGUUAGUUCAACCCUUAUUAAACAUCAAAGAACUUAUUCCAUAGAGAAACCUUACAAGUGUCAACAAUGUGGCAAAGCAUUAAUAGUACUCACACUUUUUUAGACAUCAAAGAAUUCAUUCUGGAGAGAAACCCUAGAAAUGUUAAGAAUGGGGCAUAGCCUUUCACCAGUACUAUUGCUUUUCUGAACAUCAAAUAUUUCAUUCUCUAGAGAAACCUUACAAAUGUGAACAAUGUGUCCAACCCUUAACUAGUACUCAAACCUUUCUGUACAUCAAGUAAUUCAUUCCUGAGACCAACCACAAUUGCCAAGAAUGUGGCAAAGCCUUUAACCAAUACUCGGGUCUUUCUGAACAUCAAAAAAUUCAUUCUGGAGAGAAACCCUACGAGUGACAACACGGUGGCAAAGCCUUUAAUCAGUAUUUGAACUUUUCUGCAUGUAAAAGAGUCCAUUCUGGGGAGAACCCUUAUAAAUAUGAACAGUGUGUCAAACCCUUUAAUUCACGUUCAAACCUCACUGUAUUUAAAAUAAAUAAUAAAGGAGAGAAAUCUUUGAAAUAUGAAGGAUGUUGUAGUACAUUUACCUAGUGGUGAUAACUUGCUAAGCACAAAAGAAUUCACACUGGUGAGAAAUCCUGCAGCUGAAUAGUGUGGCAAUUCCUAUAACUGGAACUCAAACCUUACUAUGCAUAACAAAAUUCACAUUGGAGUGAAAUCCUACAGAUGUGAAUAGUGUGGCAAAGGUUUUUACUGGUCUUCAGCCCUCACAUUGGAGUGAAAUCCUACAGAUGUGAAUAGUGUGGCAAAGGUUUUUACUGGUCUUCAGCCCUUAGUAAACAUAGGAAAAAUCAUCCCAGAGAAAUAAUGUGACAAUAUGAAGACGUGGCAAAGCCUAAUGCUAGUGGUCACAGUUUUCUGUAUACAGUAGAAUUCAUGUUGAAGAGAAACUCUACAAAUAUGAAGAACAUAACAAAUGUUUAUUUUGUGCUCGAACCAUUAUAUAAAUGAAAAAUUUAUAACAGAGAAAUCCCUGACAAAUGUAAAGAAAGUUUUGAAUCCUAUAAGCAGGAUUCAGUACAUUUCAUGCAUUUUAGUACAUAACAGAAUUCAUACAGAAAUUGUAUAUAUGGGAAGAAUGAGACAAUAUCUUUAAAUGUUUCUCAUGCUUUUCUAAUCAUAAUUCAUAUGAACAAAAUACUCUACAAAUUGCAGUCUCAAAGCCUUAAAGUUGUGUUUGUCCUGUUAGGUAGGGCUAAGAAGAGACAGGGUCAGAUGAUACAGGAGAUCCUUUGUCCAUCAUUAGAGGAACAAAAUGACCAGAGGGGGCUUCUGUGAAAGACAAACUGGCAUUUCAAGAAGGCUUUCACAAAGUGAACUGAUAUUUGCUUUACAAGAAUGAGUCUCAGAGGUAGAGAGGCAACAAUAUGGAGAUAAGGCCAAGGCCACAAAAAGGGAUGUUUGGAUCAUGGGUUCAAGUAAUGUGACUGUAAGCUCAAGUGACCUAUUUUCAUUAACAUAGUACAAUUUACACCAGUUCUAUCACCCUUCACAAAUUCAAUGAUAACUUCUGGAAAUUGCCUUACAGGAAUAGAAAAUGGGAAGACUCUCCUUUCUGGAAGUUUUCUCCCUUUCCAGGAAAAAUGAAUAUUUACCCCCCACACCACUUAACAUAGAAUUGGAAAAUUUAUAUAAAAGCAAAGCAUCUUACUAAACCCACAGUCUUCUCCACUUGAAAGAUGUGUUCAUUUUCUGGAGUGUACUGUUCUCUAAUAAACUUUGAUCUUUUGCAUACACAUAUCUACUUAUUCUGCUCAUUUGUUCCACUGUCUUGGUACCAGUAACCAUUCUUUGGCCCUUGGAACAAAAAAACAGGGAACAUAUACCUGAUGUCUGGUCCCCAUAUGUGACAUUUUGGUGCCAAAAUUUGGGAGGAAAAUAGACAUCUUUGGCAAGAUAAGUUAAUAGAACAAUAAACAUUGUUAAUUCACUCUGCCUGCUCAUAUUGCUUAUUACA